AGAUUAUUGGUGCAUUAGAGUAAGGUGCCGGGGGUAACACCACCUCAGUCACGAUUGGGGGGUCACACGACCUUAAAAUAGGAUAUAUAACGCGCGCUGAAUGGGCGAUUUAAACGACAGAUGUUCGUGGGGAGAUGAAAACCCCAGUCACCAGCUGCGAGAAACAAAGAUCACCUCAAAGCAAACAAAGAAACCCCUUCCCCAGGUCUAUCCGGCGAAUAAUGACAAUUCCUCGUGUAGAGGGGUGAAGCGGACGCCGGGCAGACUUCAAUGUCCCUCCCGUGGUAGACAAAGGUUUAAUACAGAGGCUGUCUUGUAAUGUGAACAGAUUCAGAGAACUGGACGGAGGAAAUGUUAUCGGAAAUUCUGGGUCUUUUUGUUGUCAUUGCUGCAGUUCUAACUUUUUGUUUAGUUGUGGGAGAAUCUGCCUUUAUCUGUACCGAGAAGGAAGCUGGAAAACAGACAGUCGAGCUUCGUUGUCCCACUGGAACCGAAAUCCAAAUAAAGGAGGCGGUCUACGGCAAGAACAAGUGGCGGCAGUGCGUAUACACCUCGGGGGACUGCACGGAGCAUGUAGACAUUUCAGAGGAGUGCUGCGGCCAACGGAACUGUGACAUUACGGUGUGGAGGAUAUAUUCCAUCAAAUGUGAAUACGUCACUUUCUUUCGCGUCAUUUACGAAUGCGUAGAAGAGGGUGAUGCAGAGUGCGAGGACGAAGAAGACCCAGACAAAUACGAUCCAGAUAUCUUUGAAAUUACGUCACAUGACCGAAUUCCAUUUACGUCACCUAAACUUCAUACAUCCAAAUCAAUCACGCAGAAUCAAAUUACAUCAACCAAUCAUCUGUCAAAUUCCAUCGGCAACGAUCCAGUUCCAUCUCCCGCUAUGUCAACUUCAGCUGAGGAGGACCAAUCAGAUGGCGGACUAACAGUGAUCGUAUUGUCUGCUGUUGCAAUAGCCAUUUUGUUGGUUUGCAUUAUAAUUGUCGCCUUCUUUCUCAAAAAGUUUAAAUGGCAAGGAGAAAAAGAAUGCGUUUAUAACAUAUUCGCCGGAUGGUGCAAACGUCAUCCACCGGAUGGAUGCGAAAAUCCAGAUCCAGAGCAGCCUUCUACGUCACGUGAUAUAACAUCACCCACAAAUAAGACCAACGUCAAUAAGCAAAACCGGGAAAACCUACAAAAGCAGGAAGUGGCUACAUCUACUGCGAGAACUGUUUCACGUGAUGUUAACCAUAAUGACAAUUGUGACAGUAGUCAAAAAGACUCCGUAGAAGACUCCAAUGAAGAAAAUCAUUAUGUCGUCUUUGAGAGUAUUAAGGGAGAAAAGUAUAGUAAUCCAGUGCUAAGGUCCCUAACUGCUGGGCGUGUUGUCCUGGACCAAAAGGCUUAUAAUUCCACCCCUGUGGUUUCAGAGGGGCCGGGCACCACAGCGGUGUAAAUAAUUAUCAUUACUUUAUAAACCACAUAUAUAUAUAUAUUCUACCUCUGUGAAGGCUUUCUUGGUUUUGGACGUUAUCCACAAUUGUUCGCGGGAUAAGUUUUAUACCAGCUAUGUAUUCCUACACUGCCAACCAAUAUACGAUGUAUUAUUUUAUAAUCCUAUGCAUUAUGGAGUUUAGUAUUCAUUGCAAAUUUGCGCAGUUUUACUCUUCAAAGUGAAUUUAUAUUUGGAAUAUAAUUUCUUUACUCAGAAAUGUAGAUGCUGGGUCAUAUCAUAAAACAUAUGGUUUUUACGGUUAUUAAAAGUCUUUAUCCCCACCCCACCCCCUCUUUAGAAAAAUGCAAUAUAUCAGGAACAAGUUGAACUCGGAACAGAACACUUUCAAUCAUGCAGAACUGUCAAGCUUAAUGACUGUUUAAAUGAAAGACUGAUUGUGAUUAAUAUGAAUGCUGUUUAAUGAUGCAUGAAAAUAGGAUGAAUGAUCGAAGAAGUGCACGAACGUCAAUGAAAGGUCAAACUUUGUGGUACGAUUUGGAUAAAAAAACUGUUUCUUUAUACAGCCAUAGUUCAACAAUACAUGUACUUCCGUAUAUGAGACAAUGGUGCACAGAAAGAUGGUUCUUUCAGUAUGUUAAGGAGAUUAUAUGCUUUAUGUUGACUAAACAUAGGAGUAUAAGAAGUUUUGCUUUGCUAAAUAUUUAAAAGGACAAAUUUAAAUAGAUGAUUUGUCAAUUUUGUGUCUCUCUACAAAUUAUUUGUAAAUAAUUUUAU
This is a messenger RNA of Saccostrea cuccullata (small rock oyster), 2211 nucleotides long. RefSeq lists its product as uncharacterized. The transcript has 5 exons. The coding region runs from base 352 to 1437 and encodes 361 amino acids. Lineage: Eukaryota; Metazoa; Mollusca; Bivalvia; Ostreida; Ostreidae. The record is from RefSeq and is a predicted model, not a curated record.